Styela clava is the source of this 2839-nucleotide messenger RNA. Lineage: Eukaryota; Metazoa; Chordata; Ascidiacea; Stolidobranchia; Styelidae. The record is from RefSeq and is a predicted model, not a curated record.
UAUACAUUCCAUUUCACAGGAUUCUGGGUUUGAGUUAUUUUCACUUGAUUUGGAAUAAAAAUAAAUUCAAUUCAUUUUUUCCAUUUGGUUAUCCACUGACUAUUUGCUUUCAUAAAGAAAAUUUUGUUUGUGUAAAUUGUUUCAACACUCUCACACUGCACGAUGUAUGUUCUAAAACGAGAUGGAAGACGUGAGAAAGUUAUGUUCGAUAAAAUCACGUCAAGAGUUUCAAAGUUAUGUUAUGGACUGAACAUGGAUUUUGUUGAUCCUGCUAAAAUCACCAUGAAAGUCAUUAAUGGAAUCUAUGAAGGUGUAACCACUGUUGAAUUAGAUACGUUGGCUGCAGAAACUGCUGCGACGCUGACAACUUUACAUCCAGAUUAUGCACUUCUCGCUGCUCGGCUUGCUGUAUCUAAUCUUCAUAAAGAGACAAAGAAGCUUUUUAGUGCUGUGAUGACUGACUUGUUUGAAUACGUCAACCCUCGAAAUGAUUGUCAUUCUCCACUGAUCUCUAAGGAAACCCAUGACAUCAUAAUGGAAAAUGCUGAUCGACUGAAUUCUGCUAUCAUAUAUGAUCGUGACUUUUCAUACAACUUCUUCGGUUUUAAGACCUUGGAACGAUCAUAUUUGUUGAAAUUGAAUGGAAAAAUCGCCGAACGGCCACAACAAAUGUUAAUGAGAGUUGCUAUUGGUAUUCAUAAGAGGGAUAUUGAUGCAGUUUUGGAGACGUAUAAUCUUCUGUCAGAGAAAUGGUUCACACAUGCUUCACCUACACUGUUCAAUGCUGGAACCAAUAAACCACAACUUUCUAGUUGCUUUCUUCUUACAAUGAGAGAUGACAGUAUUGAUGGUAUUUAUGAAACCUUGAAACAGUGUGCACUUAUAUCAAAAACUGCUGGUGGAAUUGGUCUGAGUGUUUCUAAUAUUCGAGCCUCUGGAAGUUACAUAGCCGGGACUAAUGGAAACUCCAAUGGUUUGUUACCCAUGCUCAGAGUCUACAAUAAUACAGCUAGAUAUGUUGAUCAAGGUGGAAACAAGAGGCCUGGUGCAUUUGCAAUAUAUCUUGAACCUUGGCAUGCUGAUGUAUUUGAGUUUUUGGAUGCAAAGAAAAAUACAGGUAAAGAUGAAUCUCGUGCCAGAGAUUUAUUUUAUGCAAUGUGGAUUCCUGAUUUGUUUAUGAAACGUGUGGAAAGUGAUGGAGAUUGGACUUUGUUUUGUCCGAAUGAAGCACAAGGAUUGGCAGACGUUUGGGGAGAAAAAUUUGAUGAAUUAUAUGAAAAGUAUGAAAAAGAAGGGCGAGCACGACGUACAAUCAAAGCUCAAGCACUUUGGUAUGCCAUCAUUGAGUCACAGAUUGAAACUGGUACACCAUACAUGCUGUACAAAGAUGCAUGCAAUAGAAAAUCAAACCAGCAAAAUCUUGGGACAAUCAAAAGUUCUAAUUUAUGUACAGAAAUCGUGGAAUACACAAGUGCAGAUGAGGUUGCUGUCUGUAAUCUUGCUUCUAUUGCACUUCCAAUGUACGUCACACCAGAUAAAACUUUUGAUUUCAAGAAGUUGUUCGAAGUUACAAAAGUGAUCACAAAAAAUCUAAACAAGAUAAUCGACAUCAAUUACUAUCCUGUUCCUGAGGCUAGAAACUCGAACAUGAGGCAUCGUCCAAUUGGUAUUGGUGUUCAAGGUCUUGCUGAUGCUUUCAUUAAGAUGAGAUUUCCAUUUGACAGUGAAGAGGCAAUGAAAUUGAAUAUACAAAUAUUUGAGACAAUAUAUUAUGGUGCAUUGACUGCAUCAUGUGAAAUUGCUAAAGAAUUGGGUCAUUAUGAAACAUAUGAAGGAUCACCUAUAAGCAAAGGGCAAUUGCAAUAUGACUUGUGGGGAGUAACACCCACUGAUUUAUGGGAUUGGGAAGCAUUGAAAGCUGACAUAAAAAGUCAUGGAGUAAGAAAUUCGCUUCUGAUGGCUCCUAUGCCGACAGCAUCUACUGCACAAAUCUUGGGAAAUAAUGAGGCAAUAGAACCAUAUACAAGCAAUAUAUACACAAGACGAGUUCUUUCAGGAGAAUUUCAGAUUGUAAAUCAACAUCUCCUGGUUGACUUAGCUGAAAUGGGAAUUUGGAAUGAAGAUGUGAAACUGCAAUUGAUUGCAAGUAAUGGAUCAGUCCAGAAUAUUCCUCAAAUUCCUGAUGAUCUUAAACGUCUAUAUCGAACUGUCUGGGAAAUAUCUCAAAAAAAUAUAAUCAAGAUGGCUGCUGAUAGAGCCCCAUAUAUCGACCAAAGUCAAAGCUUGAACAUUCACAUUGCUGAACCUAAUUAUGGAAAACUAACGAGCAUGCACUUCUACGGGUGGAAAUCGGGUUUGAAGACUGGUAUGUAUUAUUUGAGAACUAAACCAGCUGCCCAAGCCAUUCAAUUUACUGUUGAUCAGAAGAAAUUGAAAGAAGCAAAAGAAAGUGGUGCCAAAUCUGAACAAGAAGAGAGAGAGUUAAAUGAAGCAGCAAUGGCUUGUUCCUUGCAAAAUAAGGAGGCUUGCAUGAUGUGUAGUGGUUGAGUGGCACACUGUGAUAUUAUGGUGCACUUAUUGUUCUCGUCGACUUCACUGCUUUGAAAAAGGAUUUUUGCUCUCAGGUCUCUUCCAUAAUUGCUCUGUAUCAUCUAAUCUCACUCGGUUACUCGUGGACCGAAGUUAAAUCUUGUUUAAAAAACGAGUUUUGCAAGUUGCUCAUUGUAUAAUACUGCCUUUUGUUUUUGUAUGUUAUGUUUGUUUUUCUUCUUUUUGUUUUGUAACUUUGUGUUCUUGUGACUGUUAUAAACCUUGCAAGGAAAUAUAAUCAACUAAAAUA